Molecule: messenger RNA, 1640 nt
Organism: Histoplasma capsulatum G186AR
Lineage: Eukaryota; Fungi; Ascomycota; Eurotiomycetes; Onygenales; Ajellomycetaceae
Product: zinc knuckle domain-containing protein
Exons: 7
Coding region: 1-654 (217 amino acids)
Biological process (GO): positive regulation of cytoplasmic translation
Cellular component (GO): cytoplasm
Molecular function (GO): mRNA binding; translation regulator activity; zinc ion binding
Source: RefSeq, a predicted model, not a curated record
AUGUUGUCAUCGCGCCGCGCAUGCUACAAAUGUGGCAACAUUGGCCAUUAUGCGGAUUCUGCCAGGUCUGCUCGUCUGCGGAACGCCUUUGCUAUAACUGACAUGAGUCGAAUGGUUGCCCGCGUCCUCGCACAACAGAAAGGUCUAGGACAUGUGCAAGCUGACUGCCCUACUCUGCGCAUCAGCGGAGGUACCACGGGCGGCCGCUGCUACAUUUGCCAUCUGCCCGGCCACUUGGCUCGGACCUGCCCAUCUGCCGGUAUGCAUGGUGCCGGGAGAGGCGCUCCAGUUAUCCGUGGCGGUUUCAACUCUGCCUUCCGUGGAGGAUUCGCGGGGUAUUCCAGAACCGCGAUGUGCUACAAAUGCGGCGGCCCGAACCACUUUGCACGGGAUUGUCAGGCCCAAGCUAUGAAAUGCUAUGCUUGUGGAAAAUUGGGCCAUAUCUCUCGUGAUUGCCCGGCUCCGAACGGUGGGCCGCUGAGCUCCGCAGGGAAAGUUUGCUACAAAUGCUCUUUGGCUGGCCAUAUCUCUCGCGAUUGCCCUACCAAUACCAACGAAACCGUUGCUCCUAGUGCUGCGGAACCUACUACUGAAGUUGCUGCUGCGGAUAGUGUUGCCCCCGCUGCUUCAGCACCCACAACCGCAGUGGCUUAAAAUCAAUUUCCCUAGACAUCAUUUCCCUAUACAUCCCAUCUCACCCUUCAAUCGAUCAGACUCAUGUGAUGGAACUCACCACUUCUCUAUUUUUCUUUCUCUUUACUUUCCCUUUGUAUCUGUCUAGCCGAAUUCUGCCCACUAUUGCUAAACUUACUCCUAUUAUUUCUUCUUUUUCCCUUGAAAUAUUUUGCACAUAUUACGUCUCCCAUGUCAGAUUCUCCAGACUACGGGGUGAGGUCUUUAUAUAUACGAUUUGCCAACGAAAAGGUUUUCACGACGCAAACACAAAGAAUUUCUUUGAUCCGGAAUUCGGCAUCUGGUUUUAUUUACAUAAUAAGCCCCAUGAAACGGCGCCAAUUGGCUAACAAGGUUGGGGGACAUUUAAAAUAAAAAGGGUUGGGGAAGGAACAACUUUCAAUCUGGCUUUCCUCUCUCCGCAGGGAAAUCUGUGAGAAGGAAUCGAAAAAUAUGUUUUGGCAAGGCCAAUGAAUGGUGGACUGAGAAAAGGAGGAUUUGGGUUUGUUAAGUAUUCAAGUUCCUACCAAAGUUGUAACGGGGUCGUGGAUUUAUGAUAUUAAAUUGUCGGUAACUGGACCACCCCCUCGCUUUUAUUUUUCUUUGCUUUAUUUUUACUCCCUUUUAACCCGAAAACCCUUCCUAAAUAUAAGCGUGGGGGGCCUCUCUUCCCUCUUUCUAUGGAACAUGGCGUGGUCAUUUAUUCUACAUUUAUGGUCUUGUUUUAUUUUAUUAAAACGCCAACUUUCCUCACCUUGUUUCUCUCUUCUCUUCUUCUGUCUCGUCUGGGAUCCAAAAAGCAAGGCUGGCAUUUUCCUUCUGUAACAUUAUACCAGGCGUCAAAUUUGCUGGCGGUUGUGUGUCAACAGAAUAACCGGGGAAGGGGUGAGAAAGGAAAGGAAAUGCUCGUCCGGAUUAAAAUUUUCAUAGGAGCCUCGCUAACUAUGAAUUAAAUUGGUUCUUUCUAU